AUGUCCACUUACAGCAAGACCAGCGCUAGAGACCAGGUUCUGGAUGCGGUGAGGAAACUCGUGGACCGAUACAAGGAUGAAGAAACCAGCAUAACGCUGAUUCAAACAAGGUCUUUCCUGUCACGGCCAUUGCAUUUGCUAGCCCCCGAGUUGGAGAUGCGAAUUUCAAAAAGUUAUGCGCUACUUGUCUUGCGGAUUACAAAUGAAGAGGACUUGGUUCCUCGCCUUCCUUUAGACCUCUGGCCAGAUUUUGACUAUAAACAUGUGGGAGAAGAAUUGCGAAUUGACACCCGAAACUCACCAUAUGUGAAGAGUAGUUGUGAUGAAUUUCAUAAUCUGGAACUUUACAUCCAUGGGGUUGCAGGAACACAAGGGGAUAAAGGGGGAUUUAAUUUGGAAGUUGAUCGUGAUAUUGCCCUUGUGAAUCAAGAUAUAGAUGGGCUGAAGGAUGAAUACAAUAUUCCAGCUGGGUGGUGGGGCAUCGAGGAUAAUAAGGGCUUGGUCCUAGAGGAGAUGGUGGCUGAUGGAGACAGAAGGCUGUUAGGUCGAUUUCGAGGCAGUGGAGGGAGACGAUUUGGCAGUGGAUGA
This is a messenger RNA of Dovyalis caffra, 588 nucleotides long. NCBI's taxonomy places the organism in Eukaryota, Viridiplantae, Streptophyta, Magnoliopsida, Malpighiales, Salicaceae. The record is from the annotation of a GenBank genome assembly.